UAGGAAGGAAACAUGAAAGAGGGGGGGAAACGGCUUAAUAGUCGCAGAGUGGAGCAGAUGAAGUGCCGCGUUGUUUUCAGAGAUGUAGAGAGAAGGAACUGCAUGUCUCUUUAAUUAUCCAGAGGGACCCAUGACCCUGACACGAGGAUCCUUCACCUAUUCCAACGGAGAGGAGUACCAUGGAGAGUGGAAAGAAGGUCUGCGUCACGGCCUGGGUCAGCUGAUCUUCAGCGACGGGACGUGCUUCACCGGACAGUUUGAGAACGGCCUGUUCAACGGCUGUGGCGUUCUGGUGUUUCCUGAUGGCUCCAGGUAUGAAGGUGAAUUUGUGCAGGGGAAGUUCCAGGGAGCCGGUGUUUUCACUCGCUUCGAUGGCAUGAAGUUUGAGGGCGAAUUUAAAGGCGGAUGUGUGGACGGCCACGGCCUGCUGACCUUCGCGGACGGCGGACGAGGCGUCAGCCACGAGGGCCUGUUUGAGACCAACCAGCUGAAAAGAAGAGAGAGCAGCCAUGCAGCUGUUCAGAGAGCGCAGGCGGCGUCGGCCAAAGCCAGAGCUCUGGCCUCGUGACGUGGACCGGACGACCCACACCGACCCCUGGUACCGGGGUCAUCCUCCUCCCGUCAGUCUGACCUCCUCAACACGUUUCUAAUGCUCCUUUGUUUCAUCGUGUCCAGCUUCUGCAAACGAUUCUGGGAUAAAAUGUCCAACUUUAUCUUCUGGUUCAUUUGAACUGUCGGGUCUGUGACCUGCAGAGUAAUCAGGACGGUAAAAUCUGCUCACACAGCCACUGACUCAGGAUCAGUACCGCCGAACACACGCUGUUCGACACACUGCUAAGUGCUAAAUCGCAUCCAGAGUUUGAUUUUUAAAAAACUCUGGAUGCGACAUUAAAUAUGGGCAUUUUUCAGGUAAUCCUGACAACAAGCAGGUUCACACUGGGCUUUAUUUAAAAGUUCAAGCAAACAACAGAUCAAACUUUGGUAACGUAAAUUCUGAUUCACCUCACACCCCGAUACUUUAUGAUUAGUGUUUUUAUUAUUAUUUAAGUGUUUUCAAUGCAAAAUAUCACAAGUUAAGGUCCAUAGUGUUGAAUUAUAAACAAGAGAAGCUGUGGCUCUCACAUGGCUUAAUCUGUAAAUUAUUAUUUUCUAUCAUUUCCUAAGCAAUCAGAUCUUAAGGGUCUAACUAUAAUUAUUAUCAACUGCUUUAAUCCUUUAGAGAGAAUAGCAGAGGUUAAAUAAUAUUUUAAAGUGUAACAUUUUCCUCACCUGUGUGUGUAGUCACUGACAACAUUGGGAACCCAGAAGGAAUGGUCUAAUUUAGAUAUUUUAAUAUUUAAGUCACAAUUAGUUUGCAUAUCUAAAACUCAUGUUAACAAGUCCAGUUUUCUUUAUCCAGGUUAACCCUAUAAUCACUCAUAUUUCAUGCACAUGGAUUCAAAAAAAUUUACAUAAACAUAACAUUCAGUUUUUCAUAAGGAAAUGUUCAUAAAAUUCGACUGUGAUGAGUGAAUGUUUUUAUGUUGGCUAUAAAAGAUUGAAUCCUGAAAACUGACUCAAAAGCUGCUUUAUCAAACUUGAAGGUCAUGAAAACUUAAACAUCCAGGAUUUUACAACAGAUUUUGACUUUUGACCCAGGAAUUAACUUUAGUGUGCUAAUUAAAUUAAAAACUGAAAUGACUGAAGAGUGAUUUCACUGAACAGUCAUCUUCAGUGAAAUCAAUCAAUCAGUUUUAUUUCUAUAAUGUGACCCUUUUAUGUUCGCCUCAGGUUCAGUUCAUAACAGACACAUUCAGGUUCGCCGAAUUUAAUCUGAGAUAAAAUCAAGUUGGUGUUUAGCAUCAGUUCAGCAGCUUCUGCCCCUAUACCUUAAAUAAAAUAUAAUAACCCUAAACUACAAAGCAAUGGCUCCAAGUGAGCAGUUAGCAGCAGCUAACAUUUGUGAAACCUAACAUAGCUAAAAUGGACAACAUUAAUAAUAAUAGUUAAAAACAAAAAAUGCAGCAAAAUUACUCAAAAAACUCUGUAUGUUAUUAAAUUGUUAAAUUUUGUUAAUAGUAAAGAAGGUUAAAUAAUAAAAAUUCCAGAAAUUAUUCUUUUUCUUUUUUUACUUAAAGGAAGAUCUCAAGGUUCACAGAGUGUGUACAGCGUCAGGCGCUGCUGCCCUCCGAUAAAAUCCUGCAGGCGUCUGGGCAUAGUUCUGAACUUUAACCCUAGGAAAGAGUUUUAUACAUAAAGCAAUUUAUUUUAAACGUUUUUUUAUCAUUUCCUUUUUUUAAAAAACUCUAAAUAUAAACAAAUGUUAUUACUUCAGUGUAAAAACAUUAAACUAAAUAAUUUCAGUGCUCCCUAACGACUGGCUAUUUUUAGAACGUGCUCCGCGGGCGACUGACCAGGUCCCCUCGGGCGACCGGGGGCCCGCGGGCCCCGUGUUGGUGACCCCUGUGUUAAAAUAUAACACUUGUAAAGGAAACACAGAGCUGAUUCUAAUACAAACCACAGUUACCGACGGCAACAGAAAAAGGGGGAGGAGGUGCCGGUUACUGGUCGCCAUGGUAACCACCAACUGCCAAGAGCAGCGUAACCAGCAGAACUUAACAUACCAAUAAAUGUCUGAAGAAACAACUUGUUGACUAAACAAAAUAAAUUCAAAGAAUAAAACAAACACAUUUUGACAAACUUCACAUGAUAGAGUUAAAUAAAACGCUGUUACACCGCACAUUUCAGCAACAAGGCAGGUCAAAGUGCUUUACAUCAUAAAAAUACAAAGUCAUAGAAGACAGUCGAUGAUUGAGACAUUGCAUUUUGUCAAGUGCUGUCGUUACACAUCAUAAUGGUGAUUAGUUUCAUUUAGUCAGAUUAAGACUCAAUUCAGUUCAUUGUAGUCCAGUUAAUUCAGAUUAAUUCCCAGUCCAGUUUAAAAUCAAACCCACAUUUUCCAUUGAAUGUUUAGUGAUACAAAUUCAAAUCUAAAAUGUUUUAGUGAGGAAAAAUUCUCAUUUAAACUACUUUUACUAACAUAGUUGAACAAGUACAUUCCUCAUAACAGUGAAUAUUACAAAACUCUACAAAUAAAGUAACCUGAAUAUAGCGCAGCUGUUCAUUAAAGCAUAAUCAGGGUUUUCCCCUCAACUUGAACCAAACUGAAGCCCAGUGUGAACUCACGCAAACAUGUCGAUUAUCAAAUCACCAUUCGAGUCUCUGCCUUCCCUUUAAAAAGCAGAUUUCUUUUAAUGCCUGGCCUUCUCUGGUCUCUGAGUGGAAAACCAGUUUAGGUUAGAUUUUCUUAUCACUCAGUGCCAUUUCAGCCCAGCAGGAGCGACCUGCUCAGUGCCAAGUGAAUUUGGGAGAGUGGAAGAUGGGGUUGGCUCUUGGACAAUGGAAGCUGCCACGUUGUGCAGGCUUCCGGUAAUGAGUGCAAUUUCUGUGUUGGAGGUGCAAUUUGAUAAUAGUGUGCAAUUUCUGUCUGAGAGCAAGUUUUUCCUCCCACCAGCCUUUAAAUUCGGAGGAUGAUGAGCCGACUGUUUCAGCGUUGAAGAGAGAGAGGUUCAUCUGUGGGUCAGUGGAAGAGUUUAUUCUGCAAAAUUAGGAGUGGUUUCACAUAAACUAUGUUUGGUAAAGAGCUUCCUUUCGCCUUGAUGUCAGUGUUAAUUAAACCAGAGGAAACUGUGAGAUUUAAAAUGAAAUGUUUCACCCAGUCAGUUCUUACACAGAGCUAACCUGCUUAGUUAUGCUUUUCUACUCAGUUUUAUAAACCAGUAGGGCGGUUUUUAAAAGUCUUGGUGUUGGAAUGUUUAAUGUAUGUGCACAGUGUAGUUCUGAUCCAUCACAAAAAGAUAAUCCUCAUUUUAUACAUUUAAAGCUCCAGUAUAUAACUUCUAUAAAAAAAUUUUUUUAUAAAUAUUUGCUCAAACUUUCACCAUGUUGUGACAGUUUGCUACGAGACAGAUAAUCUGUGAAAAUAUUAAUCUCCACCACCUCAUCCCUGAGCUAAUAUUGGUUUCUGAAGAAAUGCACCACCUCUGACCAAGACAAGCCAAUCAGAGCCAGGAGGAGGGGCUUAGCGCUGUCAAUCAUAUUUGUGUACUUGCUGCUAAGUGUGCUAAAGGCUGAGAAACAACUUACUGCCACAGGAAAACAUUUAUCCACCGUCAUCUGUGGCUAUGCUAACUAGAUAGAUAAAGGGAGGAUUAGCAGCACCACACAGAGGGUGAUUGACAACGCUAAGACCCCCGUCCUGACUCUGAUUGGUUGUUUCUAGUUAGCACUGGGAGAAGGCAGAGAAGCUUGAUUUUUUUUUCAGAUUAUCCAUCUCAUACCAACCUUUCUAAAAAAAAUAUAGACUUUUAAAAUAUUUAUUCAAACUGUCACCGCGCUGUGACAGCGUAAUAUCUGUGAAUAGACCGACCUCCUCUACCUCCUUCCUGAGAUUGUAUUGCCUUUUGAAGAAAUGCACCUCACUUAACCAAAAACAACCCAUCAGAGCCAGGAGGAGGGUCUUAGCACUGUCAAUCAUGCUCAUGUAGACACUGCUAAAUGUGCUAAUGGCUGAGAAACAACUUACAGUUACAGGAAAAUGUUUAUCCACCGUCAACUGUAUUAACCAACUAGAUGAAGGGAGGAUUAGCAGCGCCACAUAGAGGAUGAUUGACAGCGCUAAGACCCACCUCCUGGCUCUGAUUGGUUGUUUCUAGUUGGCACUGGGAGAAGGCAGAGAAGCUUGAUUUUUUUCUUUCCAGAUUGUUUCAUACCAUACUGUCACAACAUAGUGAGAGUUUUAAAAAAUAUGUAAGAAAUAUAUUUUUAUUAAAGUUAUGUACUGUAGUUUUAAGGCUUGUAGAAAUGGACUAACAUGUUUCACUUGUGCUUUGUGCCGGCUGAUAGCCACCAUCUGUCCACGUAGUGAGACUGUAGAUGUGCCAUAUCUGUGUCCGUUUUGUCUGGUAGUCUGGGGUUUGGUGGUUAGUUGGUAAACGUAUUUAAUUUUCUGUUAUGUGAAUUUCUCAGAGUAAGAUUCAUUUAGGAUUUGGAUUUUGUUCUCCUUGCAAACCAAUUUGGCCAAAGGAGAGAGAAAAAAAGGCAAAGCAGACGUGAUGGAGAAUAGUCACACCUUUUAAUCGACUCUGGGAUUUUUAACUGGAAAUGUCAACUCACCUUACUUCUGCCUUUCGGUGGUUUUAGCAAAAGAAUAUCUGAAUUAAUCAUUCAGUCUGGAACACCGGUGGGUUUCUGCUGUCUUGUGUCUGCUGUUUAUUUUGUCCUGAAAAUAACUGAUUCCUUUUAUUUGUAGGAGAUAAUGAGGAUCACAAAUCCCUUUAAGAAGCACCUUCAAACCUCAACUUGAAAAGUUGCCAUUAGAUAUUAAAAUGAAUGACUGUCAGUAUUAUCAAAAUUGUUUGCUACCGUUACCACUGAACUUGUUUGACUCCGAUAGGAAUGUCAGGAAUUUAAAGAUCACUCAUUUUCUGAGAGGUUAUUGUAUUAUUCUGAGAAAAAUAACAAACUGAAAAGUAAAAAAAAAAAAAACACAUUAUAAUGUCUUCAAUUUCAUUUUGGUUCACAUCCUAAUAAAUAACUAGAUAACAGAUUUAAGCUCACAGGGACAUCACACUAAAAUCAUCCAUAUAAAACUGUAAUGAUUUAAAAAAGAAAAGCUUUUUUAAUGGUGUGUUUGUCGUGGUUUCCAAAUUCCAGGUCAGAAGUGAAUAGAUUGGAAUAAAUUUCUUCUUCAAGUUGGAAAUCUGACUUUGGGAAAUUUCUCAUCAACUCUGACCUCAAAAUCCAAUAUGGCUGCUGCAUCUACAAUGAUGUGAAAAAGUAUUUCUCCCCUUGCAGAUUUCAGCAGCAACUGCAACUUUCAUAAAUUACCUACAAAUUUAUAAGAAUUUUAUAUGUAAAUUCAUCAAGCAUCUACAUAUAAAAACAUUUUAAAUUGACAGAUACUAUUAAGCAUUUGUCAUAACUGGUAAUGAGUCUUUUACAAUUUUGGAAAACGGUUUCUAUUGAACCAAAGGGACUGUUUAAGGCCAUUUCCACUGGCUUUAAGUGCAGACUUUGACUAGGCCUUGUCUAAAUGUUAUUUUAAAUUUUUUAAAGCCAGUCAGAGGUGGACUUGGUGGUUUACUUUGGAUCACAAGCUGCAUUUCCAUUGACCAUAUAAUUGUGCAAAUUGGAGAAAUGAAAAAUCUCAAAAAGGAAAAAUGGCGAUUUCGAGAAAAUUCACAUCUUUUUCCGGUUAGACCUUUUUGCGCUAUGAUGAGGUGGUUUCUCACCUGAAUCAAAAUUAGGGUAUUUGCAAAACUGCAAUGGAAACUUUUUUCCACAUCCCACAAGUCACGUGAUCAACAGCCGGAUGUUACUACUGGCGGAAAAGACGAAGAAGACAACAGGAAGCGGUAGGAUAUUUUUUAAUGGCGUUGUGUUAAACUUAUUCAGGUGUGAUUUUAAUCAUGUUUCUUAUUUAACGGAAACACGGGAAAUUACAAAAUUGUGUUUUUUCAACGGAAACAUUUGUAUUGAAAACGCAGCUACCAAAGUGUGCAAAGCAAGAUUUCAUGAUGUGGAUGGACAGAAAGUUGUCCAGAUCCUGAAGACCAUUUCCUCAACCACCACCAUGUUUGACCGGUAAAAAUCUUUUCCAGAAAUCCUGACCUACUGUGCCAUAUUUUCUCCAUUCAUGUAUAAUAGCUAACCUUUGCUUCAAAGCCUUAUAAAUGGUCCUGUAAGCCUUUCUAGGUGUCACUGAAUUUGAUUCUUGUUUAAUUUCUUUAGAUCUGAGGAUCAUGUGUUGCUUUAGCCUACUUUAUUGUGUCAGACAUGUUUUGUUUUAGUGAUUUCUUUAUUCUGCAGGAUGAUAACAGUUUAUCUGUAAUUUAACAAGUGGGGCAAUUAUAUUUUCACAUAAGUCUGUGUUUUGUGUUUACUCAGGUUAUUUUGUUAUUAAAAUGUAUUUGAUGGUUUCAAUCAUUUCAAUGUGACAAAAAAAGUGAAAACAAAAGAAACCUGUAAGGCGAAAAUACUUUUUUUUACAGCAAUGUGUACAACAACAUGGUGAAAGCUGCAUUAAUAAACUGUUCAUUUACA
Xiphophorus hellerii (green swordtail) is the source of this 7083-nucleotide messenger RNA. Its product is annotated as MORN repeat-containing protein 4-like. The record is from RefSeq and is a predicted model, not a curated record. Gene Ontology annotation, biological process: response to axon injury. The coding region runs from base 131 to 568 and encodes 145 amino acids. The transcript is spliced from 5 exons. Lineage: Eukaryota; Metazoa; Chordata; Actinopteri; Cyprinodontiformes; Poeciliidae. Gene Ontology annotation, cellular component: cell projection.